AUGUCCAACUACUCCAUAGCCUCCAUCUCGAACAUCUCCCGCGAACAACUCUCCUCCCAAAUCCUCUCUUCCGAAUCCGCGCCCCAUCUCCCGUCCAAUCUUGCCAUCAUCGAUGUCCGAGAUUCAGAUCAUAUUGGGGGCCAUAUUAGGGGGAGUACGCAUGUGCCGAGUUCACAACUGGAUUAUCGAUUGCCGGAAUUGGUGAGGUUGCUAAAGGGGAAGGAGACAGUUGUGUUUCAUUGCGCGUUGAGUCAACAGAGGGGUCCAGCGGCGGCAUUGAGGUAUUUGAGGGAGAAGGAGAGGUUGGGUGGGGACGGAAGCAAGCGUGAGGAGGAUGUGGUUGAGGAGAGCCGAGAGGGGAAGAACGAUGCGAGGAACGAGGAGCAAGAAGCUGCGCAGAAGGUUGUUGUGCUAGAGGGUGGGUUUACGAAGUGGCAGGAGAAGUAUGGUGAGGAUAAGAGGUUGACAGAAGCGUAUCAGAAGGAUAUUUGGGAAUUUGGGUAUUGA
This is a messenger RNA of Lindgomyces ingoldianus, 507 nucleotides long. Its product is annotated as Cdc25 family phosphatase-like protein Ibp1. The transcript has a single exon. NCBI's taxonomy places the organism in Eukaryota, Fungi, Ascomycota, Dothideomycetes, Pleosporales, Lindgomycetaceae. Gene Ontology annotation, cellular component: cytoplasm; nucleus. The record is from RefSeq and is a predicted model, not a curated record. The coding region runs from base 1 to 507 and encodes 168 amino acids. Gene Ontology annotation, molecular function: protein tyrosine phosphatase activity.